AUGAAGUUCCUCAUCGUCGCUCUCUCCUUUGCCCUGGUGGCCGUCGCCUCCGCCGGUCUGGUCAAGUUCACCGACUGUGGUCACGGCGAGAUCGCCACCGUCUUCGUGGACGGCUGCUCCCUGGACGGCUGCGUCAUCCACAAGUCGAAGCCGGUGCACGUCCAGUCGAACUUCACCGCCAACCAAGAUACGAGCAAAAUUGAUGUUAAGGUGACCGCCACCCUGAACGGCCUGGAGAUCCCCAUUCCCGGCAUCGACACCGACGGCUGCAAGGCCCUCAAGUGCCCGCUGGUGAAGGGCACCAAGUACUUCCUCGACUACACCUUCCACAUUCCCUCCAUCGCCCCGGAAAUCAAGUCCAAGGUGACGCUCAAGUCAUACGGCGAGCACGGACUGAUCGCCUGCGGCCAGGUCGCCGGAGAGCUCAAGGCAUAA
This is a messenger RNA of Rhagoletis zephyria (snowberry fruit fly), 435 nucleotides long. Its product is annotated as mite group 2 allergen Tyr p 2-like. Gene Ontology annotation, biological process: sterol transport. The record is from RefSeq and is a predicted model, not a curated record. Lineage: Eukaryota; Metazoa; Arthropoda; Insecta; Diptera; Tephritidae. Gene Ontology annotation, molecular function: sterol binding.